Molecule: messenger RNA, 4715 nt
Organism: Telopea speciosissima
Lineage: Eukaryota; Viridiplantae; Streptophyta; Magnoliopsida; Proteales; Proteaceae
Product: MAP3K epsilon protein kinase 1-like
Exons: 24
Coding region: 167-4462 (1431 amino acids)
Biological process (GO): protein phosphorylation
Cellular component (GO): cytoplasm
Molecular function (GO): ATP binding; protein binding; protein serine/threonine kinase activity
Source: RefSeq, a predicted model, not a curated record
AUUUGAACAGAAUAAGAGUGUUGUUGUUGUAGCCUAGUUAGGUUCUUCGUCACCGCCGGAAGCCUGGACCUCCGGUUGGAGUUGCCGGUUUCGUCUGUUUCCUGACGAUCUUGUGGAGGUGGUGAUGAUGGAGCGAUUCUAGAGGUUUGUCUGAUAGAAUCCAGAGAUGUCUCGCCACGCAGCUACUUCGCAUUUCCACAAAUCGAAGACGCUCGACAACAAAUAUAUGCUUGGAGAUGAGAUCGGGAAGGGAGCGCAUGCUCGCGUGUAUAAGGGCCUUGACUUGGAGAAUGGAGACUUCGUAGCCAUCAAGCAGGUUUCUCUGGAGAAUAUCGCUCAGGAGGAUCUCAACAUUAUCAUGCAAGAGAUUGAUCUACUAAAGAAUUUGAACCAUAAAAAUAUUGUGAAGUAUCUUGGAUCUUCGAAGACAAAGACUCACCUGCACAUAAUUCUUGAGUAUGUGGAAAAUGGCUCUCUUGCGAACAUUAUCAAGCCAAACAAAUUUGGACCUUUUCCAGAAUCACUAGUUGCUGUUUACAUUGCUCAGGUUUUAGAAGGCUUGGUUUAUCUACAUGAGCAAGGUGUAAUUCAUCGGGAUAUCAAGGGUGCAAAUAUACUGACAACCAAAGAGGGUCUUGUUAAGCUUGCUGAUUUUGGGGUUGCGACAAAGCUAACUGAGGCUGAUAUUAACACACAUUCUGCUGUUGUUGGAACACCCUAUUGGAUGGCCCCUGAGGUGAUUGAAAUGUCAGGAGUUUGUGCUGCAUCAGAUAUUUGGAGUGUUGGUUGCACUGUGAUAGAGCUUCUCACAUGUGUUCCUCCUUACUAUGAUCUCCAGCCAAUGCCGGCACUUUUUCGUAUUGUCCAGGAUGAGCGUCCACCAAUACCUGAUCACCUUUCUCCUGAAAUUACCGAUUUCCUGCGUCUGUGCUUUAAGAAGGAUGCUAGGCAGAGACCAGAUGCGAAGACAUUACUUCUGCAUCCGUGGAUACAGAACUCAAGACCUGCUUUGCAGCCCUCUCUUCGGCAGUCCAGUGAAACAAUCAGAAAUAUACAGGAAGGUAUUUCUAUGGCUGCAGAAAUUUCAAAUGGAGAUCAGAGGAACAGUGAAACUGCUCCUGGAGAGAAAAUGAAAAAAGAUGUCUCUGAAUUUAAAAAACUUCAGGAGGAUUCCACAAAAGAGUUGCUAGCAGUGGAUGCUUUUGGUAUGGCCAAGUCUCCUAAAGAUCGGAGUUCAAAGGGUGACCUUGUUCAUGAACAUGCUAAUCUAAGAGAUGAUGUUGUCUCAGAUGCAGAUCCCACCUUAGCUGUGUAUGACAGGUUCUCCACAAGAACUAGUCCUGGUAAGCUGCCAUCAAUGCAAGAAGAGGCUUCUACUAAUUCCACUAGUGCGGUGGAGCUAUCAAGUGUGGGUAAUCAGUAUGAAUCAGUAGUGAAUGGUGAGGUGGAAUAUCCACAGUCAAAAAGGAAAAACGUAAUAACUGGAGAAAAUGAGGGGAAAGGAAGUUCUGUGCUUGAGAAUGGUUUACAUAGCUUUGAAAAGAUUAGUCCUGGAAAGGCUGUGAAGACAUCGAUCGGUUCUGGAAGCAAUGAACUGAGUAGAUUUAGUGAUCCGCCAGGAGAUGCUUCCUUGGAUGAUUUGUUUCAACCAUUGGACAGAAACCAGGAGGACCGGGUAUCUGAAGCCUCAAAAUAUGCUUCUUCAUCACAUAUGAACCAAGGAACUUCACACGAUGUGGGAUCAAAUGACCUGGCAGCAAAACUCAAAGCUAGGAUGGCUCAGAAACGGUUGGAGAAUGGAACAGGGCAGGCAAAUGGUGGAAACCUGUUGCGCCUCAUGAUGGAUGUGAUUGGUAUUGACAGUUCGGUUUUUGAUGAAAAAUUGCCCGGGGAGAGCCUUUUUCCCUUACAGGCUGUUGAAUUUAGCAGAUUAGUUGGUUCACUGAGGCCAGAAGAGCCAGAAGAUGUGAUUGUCUCUGCCUGUCAAAAGCUUACUGCAUUUUUUCAUGAGCGCCCAGGGCAGAAAAUUGUCUAUGUUACACAACAUGGUUUGCUUCCUCUAAUGGAGCUACUUGAAGUUCCUAAAACUGGUAUUAUAUGUUCUGUGCUUCAAAUGAUAAAUCAGAUAAUCAAAGACAAUACUGAUUUCCUAGAGAAUGCUUGUCUUAUUGGCCUGAUACCUGUUGUGAUGAGCUUUGCGGCUCCUGAACGUCCUCGGGAAGUCCGUAUGCAGGCUGCAUAUUUCUUACAGCAGCUUUGUCAGUCAAGCUCCUUGACUUUGCAGAUGUUCAUUGCUUGCCGUGGAAUACCUGUUUUGGUGGGCUUUCUGGAGGCUGAUUAUGCAAAAUUCAGGGAAAUGGUUCAUCUAGCUAUCGAUUGCAUGUGGCAGGUCUUCAUGCUCCAGCAUUCAACACCCAGAAAUGAUUUCUGUCGCAUAGCUGCAAAGAAUGGUAUACUUAUUAGGCUUAUUAACACCCUUCACAGCUUGAAUGAGGCCACUAGGCUCGCCUCUGGUUCAAAUGGGAGUGGGUCUAUUCCUGCUGAUGGUUCAGCUCAACGACCACGAUCUGGUCCAUUGGAUUAUAAUCAUCCUGUUUCUGCACGUUGUGAAACGCCACCUCCUGGUGUUGAUCUACCUGAUAUGCUGAAGUUUAGGAAUGGAAUCACUGAUCAUCCUUCCUCAUCUGGAACAUUGGAACCAUCACGUGCUUCUGCUUCCCACUCCCAAAGAUCAGAUAUCAAUCGAUCUGAUAGCAGAUACUUUCCUGGAGACACUGAUAAACCUCAGUCAAGCCAUGCUGUAAUGGAAGCUUCAGUUGCAUCUUCAGAGCCAACAGGUUUAGAAAAUGUUGGGAACCUACCAACCAAGGAUUCUGCUUUGAAAGAUUUGGAACUCUUGGACCUACAAAAAUCUGAUCAUUCUCGGUUAGAAGCUGACCUUUCUAGACCACAGCGGGUCAGUAACUCUGCUAAUAGAAUAUCUAUUGAUAAGCCUUUAAAACAGGUGGAAAAUGUUUCAAAUGGGGUACCCACCACAUCAGGUAAUCUGCAAGAUCAGGUUCGGCCUCUUCUUAGCUUGUUGGAGAAGGAACCCCCAUCUAAACAUUUCUCUGGUCAGCUUGACUAUGUGCGCCACAUCUCUGGCUUGGGCCGGCAUGACAGUAUAAUGCCUCUGUUACAUGCAUCUUCGGAAAAGAAAACAAAUGGUGAACUAGAUUUCUUGAUGGCAGAAUUUGCAGAGGUUUCUGGACGUGGAAGAGAAAGCGGAAAUCUUGACCAUACUCCAAGAUUUUCACACAAAACAGUAACUAAGAAGGUUGGACCACCAACACCAAAUGAGGGUGCUGUCUCAACAUCUGGGAUUGCAUCUCAGACCGCAUCAGGUGUACUCUCUGGCUCAGGUGUCCUAAACGCUAGACCAGGAAGUACAACAUCUUCUGGCUUACUUUCUCACGUGGUAUCAACGUUGAACACCGAUGUGGCUAGGGAAUAUCUUGAGAAAGUUGCGGACUUGCUUCUUGAGUUUUCUCAAGCAGAUACAACUGUAAAAUCCUACAUGUGUAGCCAAAGUUUGCUCAGCCGUCUUUUCCAGAUGUUUAAUAGGAUAGAGCCUCCUAUUCUUUUGAAGUUAUUGAAGUGUAUAAACCAUUUGUCCACCGACGCAAACUGUUUAGAGAAUCUUCAGCGGGCAGAUGCAAUCAGACAUUUGAUUCCGAACCUUGAACUCCAAGAUGGGCUUCUUAUAUCUGAAAUACAUCAUGAAGUCCUUAGUGCACUGUUCAAUCUCUGCAAGAUAAACAAGAGGAGACAGGAGCAAGCUGCUGAAAGUGGAAUAAUUCCGCAUUUGAUGCGUUUCAUCAUAUCUGAUUCACCCUUGAAACAAUAUGCUCUACCUCUACUGUGCGAUAUGGCCCAUGCUUCGCGUAAUUCGAGGGAGCAAUUAAGGGCUCACGGUGGGUUGGAUGUGUACUUGAGUCUAUUGGAUGAUGAGGUAUGGUCAGUGACAGCACUGGAUUCUAUUGCGGUCUGCUUGGCACAUGACAAUGACCACAGAAAAGUAGAACAGGCUUUACUGAGGAAGGAAGCUGUCCACAAAUUAGUGAAGUUCUUCCAAGGCUGUCCGCAACAACACUUCGUGAACAUAUUGGAACCCUUCUUGAAAAUGAUCACUAAAUCAUCCCGAAUAAAUACGGCAUUGGCUGUUAAUGGUUUGACACCACUGCUUAUUGCAAGACUUGACCAUCAAGAUGCCAUAGCUCGCCUUAAUCUGCUCAGGUUAAUAAAGGCUGUUUACGAACACCACCCACGGCCAAAGCAACUCAUAGUUGAGAAUGAUCUGCCUCAGAAGCUUCAGAACCUCAUUGAGGAACGCAGAGAUGGACAGCGGUCGGGAGGUCAAGUCUUAGUGAAACAGAUGGCCACUGCACUGCUUAAAGCACUUCAUAUCAACACAGUUCUUUAAAUUCAGGUCUCAUGACUUCUUCUUCCUCCUUGUAUAUUUUAUUCGUCGGAAGAAAUGUAAUUACAUUUUUCUGUGUUGUUUAGUUUCUUAUUAAUUUCUCCUAAUGUGGAGGAUGCUUGAUUUGGCAGUGCCUUCUUUUAGCUGGGAUGCCAGGUCCCCACAUCCUUAUGUAUCCUUACCCUUUUACUUUAACUUUGCUCAGUUUGUUUGUCACACAUGUAUCUUGGAUAUGAAAUCUUUCUUCUCUUGGUCA